This is a messenger RNA of Lingula anatina, 10131 nucleotides long. RefSeq names its product voltage-dependent T-type calcium channel subunit alpha-1G. Gene Ontology annotation, molecular function: voltage-gated sodium channel activity; low voltage-gated calcium channel activity. Lineage: Eukaryota; Metazoa; Brachiopoda; Lingulata; Lingulida; Lingulidae. Gene Ontology annotation, biological process: calcium ion transmembrane transport; membrane depolarization during action potential; calcium ion import. The record is from RefSeq and is a predicted model, not a curated record. Gene Ontology annotation, cellular component: plasma membrane; neuron projection; voltage-gated sodium channel complex.
UGCUGGCCAGUCGGUAAGCCGGAGUGGAAGAGGUACGACGUACGCAGUUCUGAAUAAGGCAAGACAAAUAAGCAAAAACGCUGCGCUCUGUGCGAAUAGAUAAAUUUCAUAAGUGAAAAUGGCACAAGUCAUUAUCCGAUAGGAUUGUUUUUGAUAAUUCGAUUGUAAUGAGCUGAAAAAUGUAAACGACGGUGAAAAAAGUUGAAUAUUGCGAAUAUCAAAGAGGCUUCUCGAGUUUCGUUGUAAAUUCACACCAUUGACUGGAAUAUCAGUUUACUCAUCUCGUCCAGGAAGUCAUGCAGAACGGAGGAGUGCGUAUCAAAACCACACAUACAUUUUCUUAAUUACUGAGAUAAAGUAUGAUUGAUGCGAAAAGUCAAAACAAGGACGGCGGUGUCUGGAAGAUGGUGAUUUCCUCGCAAGAAGCAGCAUCGUGCACUCAAUUUUGUUCGGUAUGUAAUAAUGGCAAAACCAACUAUUGGGCUUAAUAGCAGGCAAACUGAGUGGUGGCUGUGCAGUUGGUUUAUUGAUAAAGGUGGCGGUGUGUUUUUAAUCUGAGUAAUCAUUUUUCAACAAAAAGAAAGAGAUCCACAAUGUCUACAACGAAUACACCAUCAACUUCUAAUGGAGACACAAAAUAUACCGUGGCGCCGACGAAGGAAGAGCCCGGUUCUUGGUCGACCUCCUCUCAGAACAACUUGGACGAGCAGAGUUCUGAGAAGGAAAAAAACAUUGUCAAAUGCGUGAUUGAAGAUGCCGAGGAUUCAUCGGAGGAAGAAGAAGAAGAGUUGCCGUAUCCUGGAUUUAUACCAACAACUCUAUACUGUUUAAAACAGACAACGUGGCCUAGGACUUGGUGUCUGAAGCUUCUGACAUGGAGUUGGUUCGAGAGAACCAGUAUGAUGGUGAUCUUACUGAAUUGUGUCACCCUGGGGAUGUACCAGCCCUGCGUGGACGGGAAUUGCGACACAACCAGAUGUAAAGUCUUGGAGGGAUUCGACCAUUUCAUCUUUGCAUUCUUUGCUGUGGAGAUGGUCAUCAAAAUUAUUGCCAUGGGCUUCUUUGGAAAAAUGACGUAUUUGGCUGACACCUGGAAUCGCCUGGAUUGUUUUAUUGUACUGGCAGGCAUUACGGAGUUAGUCUUUUUCAAUGCUAUAGAAUAUUCAAUUGACACAGAGGAAAUUAGUAUCACAGCCAUUAGAACUGUGAGAGUUUUGAGGCCUCUGAGAGCCAUCAAUAGAAUUCCAAGUAUGCGUAUCCUUGUGAUGCUAUUGCUGGAUACACUCCCCAUGUUGGGCAAUGUUCUCCUGUUGUGUUUCUUCGUUUUCUUCAUUUUUGGCAUCGUGGGGGUGCAGCUUUGGGCAGGGCUGUUACGGAACCGUUGUUUCCUUAGUCUCAACUAUUCAUACUUACCAGAAAACUUCACAGCCCCAGUGCCCAAGUACUACAAGCCCGCUGGAGGAGGAGACUAUGUCUGCGCAAAGCCCGACUCCAAUGGCCUCAUGUCCUGCGAUAAACUACCACCCUUCGAACUUGAAGGAGAGAUAUGCAAUUCCUCUCUGCUGUCCUAUGGCAACAUGACAACUGCCAAUGACUCUUCGUGUAUCAACUGGAACCAGUAUUAUACAGACUGUAAAUCUAGAGGAGAAAACCCUUUCCAAGGAGCCAUAUCAUUUGAUAACAUUGGUUUAGCAUGGGUUGCUAUUUUCCAAGUGAUCAGUUUAGAAGGAUGGGUAGACAUCAUGUAUUAUAUUCAGAACUCUCAUUCAUUCUGGGAUUGGAUAUAUUUUGUAGCACUUAUUGUGAUUGGUUCCUUUUUCAUGAUUAAUCUAUGCCUGGUUGUUAUAGCAACGCAGUUUUCAGAGACCAAAAAGAGGGAAACUGAACGUAUGAACAAAGAACGGAAACGAUAUCAAAGCAGCAGUACAUUAGCAAGUUCUUCUGAACCUGGAGGCUGUUAUGAUGAAAUACUUAAAUAUAUUGGACACCUUUUUAGAAAGGGUAAAAGGAGAUUCAUACGAAAAUGUUGUAGUGUAUAUGCAAAUAGACAGAAAAAAGUAAUACCUGAGAAAAGUAUUUCAUUAAAAAAGAAAAGAAAAAAGAAGACACUGCAUCUGCACCAUCACCAUCAUUAUCAUCACCAUUACCAUAUAAACAGUUCGCCUACAACAGCUGUCGUCGCACCACGUGCCAGUCCAGAGACUUCUGUAAUUGACCCCAUCUCAUCACCACGGAGACCAAAUCAUCUGCAAUUGCCUAGCAACAACAAUAGUUUGAACCCCUCAACAGAAUCUUUACAAAAUCCUACUUUAAUUGCACCAUACGACCCUCUGAUGACAUCAAAAAAUUGCCAGUCUUCCCCAAAUCAUGUGGUGGUAUCUAUCAGCCCAGCACCAUCUAUGAAUAGUUCUUGCAGUGUACCGUGCUCAGAUGUUCUAGCUACCAAGUCCAAACUUACACCAGAGUAUGAUGUCAACAGGCUCAGUCCUUAUCAUGCCUUUGAAAAAGGAGACAAAAUGUCACCUCGUUUGACUGCAACAUCUGCAGACUUUGAUUGUCGCCAUAGCAACUGUUCAUACUCAGAGUAUGAAUGGACAGACAGUGAUGACUCAGGGAAAGAAUGGGAUGAAGAUGAAGAAUCAGAAGAGGAAGAAGAAAAUAAAAAACAGACAAGUAUGAUAAAAAGCUGUUGGAUUAAGUUCCGACAGAAAAUAAAGGUAUUUGUUGAAAGUGAUUACUUCACAUGGGGGAUCAUGGGUUUAAUCUUUGUGAACACCUGUUCAAUGGGUGUGGAAUACCACAAUCAGCCAGACAGUUUAACCAUUGCUCUGGAAUACUGCAAUAUUGUCUUCACAGCGUUGUUUGCUUUGGAGAUGCUGUUGAAGAUUAUAGCUGAGGGAGUUCUAGGUUAUGUCAAAAAUGGAUUCAAUGUUUUUGAUGCUGUCAUUGUGAUAAUGAGUAUUGUUGAAAUUGCAUAUGGUGGAGCAAGUGGCCUUUCAGUCUUGAGAACUUUCCGUCUUCUACGUGUCUUAAAAUUGGUGCGAUUUAUGCCUGCGUUGCGGAGGCAGCUGGUUGUGAUGCUACGGACAAUGGAUAAUGUUGCUACAUUUAUCCUGCUACUGCUGCUUUUUAUGUUUAUAUUCAGUAUUCUUGGCAUGACUUUGUUUGGUGGUAAAUUUUGUUCCCGGGAGGAUGGCACACAGUGCACCUGCUCAGAUAUCGUCAACCCAGAAAUUAUAUGCAAUUGUGAGAGAAUGAAUUUUGACACCACAAUAUGGGCCAUGGUGACUGUGUUUCAGAUUCUUACUCAAGAGGAUUGGAACCAAGUUCUGUACAAUGGUAUGGAGAAAACAUCACCAUGGGCAGCACUCUAUUUCAUUGCCCUAAUGACUUUUGGCAACUAUGUUCUGUUUAACCUGCUGGUAGCCAUUUUGGUGGAGGGGUUUUCAGCAGAUUCUGAAGAAAAGAAAAAAGAACAAGUGAAAAAAGCAAAAGAAGAAGAAAAAGAAGAAGCUAAAAGAAAAGACAAGCUGUCAGAUGUAAAUGGCAAUACAGAGUGUGAAGUGGACAUUAAGAAUAAUAAAGAAAAGGCUAAACUUCUUUGCACUUCCACUUCAGCUUGGUGUAACAUCAAAGAGGGAAACCUUUCUAAGGGCACUCCCUGUCUCUCCUGUGGCAGCUCUCCCUCACUUGCCCUUCCUAUCAUCACACACACUGUACCUACUCCUUUGCCUUCUCGUCCUAACUCUCCAACUCAUCAGGACUUUGUGUCAUCUCUUACAGCCAAAAUGUUAGCUCUACCACCCCCUGCUGUCUCUGUCACUAAAGAAGAUCCUUGCUGCCAACACCCCGAGGCUCCUAAAUAUCCCCCUCCUAUAAUCACUCACACUGCGGCCACCCCUGCAGCAACACCAGCGGCAACGCCACACGGAUCACCCCAUGAGAUUUCCUGCAAGGACAACAACAAGCUGAGUGUCAAAGAUGCCUUCAACCUCAGCUCUUCCUCAAUUGAAACCAUUGAUAGGACUUCUAAUGGAAGCCUUAGUUCACGCAGUUCACCGCGUCUCUGCACUUCAACAACACCCAAACUCGUUCGACGCACCAGCAGCAAGUCCAGCCAGAGAAGCUGGAAGUUCAGAAAUGAACCAAAGGAAGAUGAGGCAAACCUUGUGGGCCAGUCAGACAGCAGUGACCAGAGCGAUGCUGAGGACAUUUUCAGCAAAAAUUCUCUGAAGCCUGCUGGUCCAGUGGCUCCCCCUAGCCCCAGCCCCAGUCAGAGGCAUUGUGUCACAUAUUACUUCAGUUUACCUGCUUCGCGACCUGUACCUCGACCAACUUACCUCCAUUUAUUGGAUGUUGCAAAGCCUUCUUCCAACCAUUAUGCCCAAGUGUAUUGUUCUUAUCGCUGCCCCUCUAGUGUGUCAGCCUAUAGUGAUUGCAAUGGACAUGCACCUCUCAACAAUCAGAGGCCUUUAACUCCGAGAAAUUCAGUUAAAAGCAACCACUCCAUUAGUCCACAAAACUCCAUCAAAGGAAAUAGAAGACUGGAACCAAAAAAUUCAUUUACAGAAAAUCACAGCAGGCAAAAUUCUCUCAACAGUAACAAGAGCAAUGCAACCAGAUGUAAUUCCUUCCAUCAUAGACAAGAAAAUUCUGCUCACAGUCACAAGACUCUUAGUCCUCAAGUGUCCAUAGGGAGUGUUACACCUAUUGAGGAUUACAAACAGAAUAACUUAAAUAGGACACAAGAUAGCCAGGCGGAGCCUAAAGAAGAAGAAGAUUGCCUUGAUGAAGCAGAUCCAGAUGCUAUGGAUGAAACAGAUUGGUCCUGUUCUUGGUGCCCAGAACCAAAAGGCUGCUUCAAGGAACGCUGGGAGUGGUCCCUCUUUCUCUUGUCUCCCCACAAUAAAUUCAGGAUAUUGCUUCACCACUUGGUGGCCAAGAACUGGUUUGAUUAUACUGUUCUGUUUUUCAUUGCAUUGAACUGUAUCACCCUUGCAAUGGAGAGACCAAGUAUUCCCCCAGACAGCGUGGAAAGACAGUUCCUCACCUGUAGUAACUAUGUUUUUACUGCAGUUUUUGCAUUUGAAAUGACAGUCAAGGUUUUAGCCAAAGGUUUUAUGUUUGGUACCCAUUGCUACUUGAAGAGUGGAUGGAAUGUCAUGGAUGGAUUCUUAGUCUUCAUCUCCUUGUUGGAUAUCAUCAUAGCUAACACGGCCACCUCCAGUCCCCGUAUAUUUGGCAUUCUCAGGGUCUUCAGGUUGUUGAGAACUCUUAGACCACUUAGAGUGAUAAGCCGCGCUCCAGGGCUAAAGCUUGUAGUAGAGACUCUCCUGUCAUCCCUACGUCCCAUUGGAAACAUCGUGCUCAUCUGCUGCACUUUCUUCAUCAUUUUUGGUAUCCUUGGAGUGCAGUUGUUUAAAGGGACAUUCUACCAUUGCCGUGGUCCAGAUGUGUCUGAUGUAAAGAAUCGUACAAUGUGUGAAGCAAAGGGCAGAGAGUACAAAUGGAUGAACCACAGAUAUAACUUUGACAACCUUGGUCAGGCACUGAUGGCGCUGUUUGUAUUAUCGUCCAAAGAUGGCUGGGUCAGUAUAAUGUACACGGGACUGGAUGCUGUAGGAGUUGACCAACAGCCCAUUGAAAACUACAGUGAGUGGAGGAUAGUGUACUUCAUUUCUUUCCUCCUCCUGGUGGCCUUCUUUGUGCUUAACAUGUUUGUCGGAGUGGUGGUGGAAAAUUUUCACAAAUGUCGAGCUGACCUUGAAGAAGAGGAACGUGCACGGCGUGAAGCAAAGCGUGCUCGAAAGCUAGAAAAGAAGAGGAAGACAGAAGCAACAAAUGAUGCAGCUGUUAUAAUGCCAAAUGCCUUUCUGCAGCCACUUCUGCAAAAACUUGAGGUUGCAGAAGUGUCCUAUUGGUUGGAUUAUUCUAAGCCCCGUCUUUUGGUUCAUACUGUUGUCAACAGCAAGUACUUUGAUCUGGCUAUUGCUGCUGUAAUUGGUCUAAAUGUGGUCACAAUGGCCAUGGAAUUUUACCUGAUGCCAGCAGAAUUGGCAUUUGCAUUGAAGAUAUUCAAUUACUUCUUCACCAGUGUAUUUGUGAUUGAAGCCUCACUGAAGAUUGCUGCCACAGGGUUUGUUAGAUACAUAAGGGACAGCUGGAACCAACUGGACAUGUUCAUAGUCAUCCUGUCAAUAGUGGGCAUUGCGUUAGAGGAGAUGGAGUCUGGACUGAUCCCAAUCAACCCUACCAUCAUCCGUGUGAUGAGAGUGCUCAGGAUUGCCAGGGUCUUGAAGCUUCUUAAGAUGGCUAAGGGCAUUCGUGCCCUGCUGGAUACUGUGAUACAGGCCCUGCCACAAGUGGGCAACCUAGCCCUCCUGUUCUUUCUUCUAUUCUUCAUCUUUGCUGCACUUGGAGUAGAGUUGUUUGGAAGGCUUGAAUGUUCCAGGGAGCAUCCAUGUGAAGGACUGAGUGAACAUGCCAGCUUUAAGGAUUUUGGUAUAGCAUUCCUCACACUGUUCAGAGUGGCAACAGGGGACAACUGGAAUGGAAUCAUGAAGGACACACUGCGAGAGGACUGUGACGACAGCGCAGACUGUGAAAUCAACUGUUGUGUGAGCCAAGUGAUCGCUCCCAUCUACUUUGUCAUCUUCGUUCUGAUGGCACAAUUUGUUCUCGUCAAUGUGGUCGUAGCAGUCUUAAUGAAACACUUGGAGGAAUCCAACAAACUGGCUGUUGAGGAUGCAGAGAUAGAGAAAGAAAUAGAAAAUGAGUUAAAGGAUGAACAUAUAAAGAAAAAGGAAGGAGAUGAAAAAGAGUGUCCAUCAGAUGUGAAAGAUGAAAAUCCUGACAAGGAAGAGUGUGUGAGACAACGGAAUAAAGUUAGAAAACAGUAUUCCUUGCCCUCCAAUUUCACAUAUCACCAAAGUGGCUCUCCAAGGGAAACCAAGGUGGUCUAUGUGCAGAGUGGUAAAUACUAUGAAUGUGUUACAACUCCAGUAGGAAAGGAUGAAGAUAGAAACAGAGAUUCUGUUAGUUUGAAAAUCCUCGAUAAACCUACCAUCGCAGCUCUGACUUCAAACAGAAGGAAAUUCCCUAAAUCCGAUAUCCCAUCUGUACUAUAUCUUCCAUCAAGUUCCAAGAACCAGGAGCCAGAAAUAUUACUCUCAAGAUCUUGUAGUGAAAAGUUGAAACCUACAUCCUCACCCAAACAUUUGCCCACCCCGCUAACACCACACGUACCAAUACGAGAUAGUCGCCGAUGGAAACCUGAACAUGCUCAGCGUAAGAUCUCCCCCAUGACUCUGUGCAGCAGUGUGCCAAAUGUUAUGCUAGCAAAAACUAUUGAGAUUGCCUAUCCAGAGCCAGUGGAUCCACUGUAUGGUUCUCAGCCAGUUUUAAGGCGUUGUCCUGGAUCUGGUGAAAAACCUCCAACAUCUGGGGCGGCACAAUCAAAACCAAAUUCAAAAGAAAAAUCUGUACCACCUAUAGGUGAUAUAAAAGAAAAUUCAGAACGCCAACAAAUUAAAGAUGCUAAAACAAGCAGUAUCUGUGAUCACAGUCAGCCGCCACAAGACCAGCAACCACAGCAGUCUGUGGAGAUUUGGACGGAUGAUGAGGGAUGUGAUGAGGAAGUCCGUCAGAUUACAGGACUCUCCACUAGUCAGGAGGAUGAAGAUGCUCAGCCAACAUUUGACAGAGCAAGAGACUCCAUGACAGAAAUUGAAACCAUAGAGAACCCCAAACAUUCUAACACAGAUGGAAAAGACAGUGGUAACACAGACAGUCUUAGGCCACUAAAUCCACCUUUGCAAAAACCAAUUCCAAAUCGUCCAUCCAGCCGUAGGUUAUUACAUUCUAAAGCAAAUGUAGACCUUCCGUCACCACCUGCUUUUCUAAAUGAACAUAUCAAAGACCCAUCUAUAACAAUCAACAGUGAUAAAAAUGUGAAUGAUUCCUUAAACACAAAAAGUGAUUGUGCAAAUACAGAGAGUGAACCACUCAACACGAAGAGUGAUUCAGUUGAUAUAAAGAGUGACCCUGUGAACUCAAAAAGUGAUUCUGCAAAUGCUGUCAGCCAUUCUGUAAAUACAAGCAGUGAUUCUGAUGACAAAACAAAAGAUCCUGUGGAAGCAAAUUAUGAUGCAAGCACAGAAAGAUCUGAUGGUCAAACAGACAUGGAAACUAAGAAUAAAGAAACAAAUGCUACCAGUGUAAAAAUUCAAAUUCCACAAAGCAAUCAGCAAAACAAUGGACCCAUACAUAUUGUACCCAUCAAUGAAUCAGAGGUAUAGCAUUGCAUUUAAUGCAGUUUCAGAAUAUAAUAUUCUUCAAAGAUUAUGGUUAAUGAGUGAUAUACAACUAGUGGAACUAGUUCUCUGAAAUCUCUUUGAAUGUUUGUACAGGUCAUUUGCAUCUUAUGUAAUCUGUCAUUUAACUUUAAGGGCCCACAUGCACAGUUAGAUUUAGGUUCAACUCCACCCCUGUCUGGUAUAGAUAUUUUUGGAGAUUCCUACUACGUUUUCGUUUGUAUGAGCUGGGGGUACACAAAUAAAGGCAAAUAACAGUGCAAAGAAAUGUAUAAAAUAGUAAGAAUGUAAAGAUUUGUUAAAAUAUUCUGCAGGUUGUGAGCAUUUAUUUUCAGGAAUCUUUGAAGAAAAAAAUGGCAUAAUUCAACAAAUGGAUGGAAUGUUGUCUAUGUUAGUUGCCAUUAUUAAAUCAACUGCUAAUAUAAUAUCAUUACAACUAUAUUAAAACUGGACAUAUUCAUAUUCAUUUUACUAACUGUGAACCAUAAUGCAUUAUUUCAAGUUUAAAUUUCUAUUAGGAUUCUAUAAAUUAAAAUUAAAUGAGAAAUUAUUCAUAGAAAACCAAACAUAUCUUGCUAUGAUUUAGAUCAUAUUCUUAUUAAGCCAUUUUUACACUUACAUUAGUACUUCAUUACACCCUGUAUAUAUAUUUAGUCUAUUUAGCAUAACUAUCUAUUUAAGUUCAUGUGAGAGCUUUAGCAACUAUGUGAAUAUGGAUCAGUUCAGUAGACCAUCCAGUAUCGGCAGCCUCACUAGAACUUGAUGAAUAAAGGAUGACUUGCAGUGACCCACUUGGGUUAUGUAUAGGAACUUGAGCCUUGGGCUUUAGUUAGAUUUAUGUUAAGAUAACAUAACAUAUAAGAUAUGGUAAUGGCAGUGAAAACAACUUACAAUUACUACAAUUUUUAUUUGAAAAUUUGUUUUACAAGUCUCCAUCUUCUCCCAGAAUUACCCCCCUUAGAUAUGCCUGGUAUGAUAAUCCAAGAUAAUAGCAGCAGUUAAAAAGCUGUAUAUAGUAAGGACACCAUUGUGUAGUUGUAGAACUCUGUGUUCAUCAUUUGCACAAAGAUACAUGCUGGUCCAUGUACACUGUCCUGUUGCAUUUGUCUACUUGAUUUGUGGUCUGCUAGUUGAACUAAUCCACUGAUAUGUUACACACAUCAACAUAUAUAGUGUUAUUUCCUAUAUCGUCAGUGUGUUUUAGUACCCAUAUUUGAAAUUUCACAUAACAGAAUGGUUGUAAUCACAAAGUAUACUAGUUGUAGAAUAGUCCUAAGUAUAUAUAGCAAUUCGCUGUGUGUUCAACAUUGUUUAAAUGAGGAUUUUUAAAUGCGAUCCAGUUCAGUAUUGUCAAAAUGAAAAAUGAUCAGGUCACAUGACAUGGUUAAAAACUCUAUUAGUCACAACAGAAGGUAUCUAUUUAUACAAAAUGUGGUAAUGGUUUAGAUUGAUAAUACAGGAGCAAAUUUCUAUACCCUUUAGGCUACAGUAUACAUCUGUAGAAUGGUAACAUGUUUACUUGAUUUCUUUUUCAUGGUUAUAGUUCCAGAACCAAAGUAUUCACAAUUAUUAAUGUGUACCUUUUAAAAGCUGUUUGACAACAAUUUAUAUUGUACUUGCAAUUUAUCUGUGCAUAAUUUUGUAUAAAAAUGUAAUAAGAAAAGAUUGGUAUUUUGAUAAGAUUGUUAGUACUAGUAAACUGAUGGGAAUUAUAAUCAGGGAAUUAACAUUUUCUAAAAAAUGCAAACUAAUAAAGAUGAUAUAAUUAGCUUUGAAACGUUGCUUUCCUUGAAACCCUCUUGUUCAUUUUCCAAUGAAA